AAAUUAUUAAUUGAUACAUUUUUUCGAUCCAAAUUUUUUGUCAUUUUUUUCCUGGCCAAACUAUAAGAAUAACUUAGUAUUUUGAAUCAUCAAAGUUCAUAUUAAGCUCAUUCAUCAUGGCCAAAUAUGAUAGAGAAAUCGAGCUCAAAUCUUUCGACGAAACUAAAGCUGGUGUUAAAGGACUUGUUGAUGCCGGAAUCACUAAGAUUCCUAGUAUUUUUCAUUAUCAAAAGUCUUCUGAUGAUCAUGAUCAUUAUGUCAAGAACACGAUUAGUGUUUCAUCAAGAGAAACUGUACCAAGUAUUCCAGUUAUAGACCUUAAAGGUCUUGACAACGACGAUGUUGAUCAAGAGCGAACGAAAAUCGUCCAAAUGAUAGGAGAAGCUGCAGAGACAUGGGGUUUCUUCCAAAUUAUCAAUCAUGGAAUUCCUCAAAGUGUUUUAGAGGAAAUGAAAGAAGGUGUUCGACGAUUUUUCGAGCAAGAAAAUGAGGUGAAGAAAGAGCUUUAUACUCGAGAUUACUCGAAGCCAGUGUACUACAAUAGCAACUUUGAUCUUUAUAGUAGUGUUUCAACCAAUUGGAGGGAUACUUUUAUUUGUAAUAUGGCUCCUAAUCCCCCAAAACUACAAGACUUGCCCAUAGUAUGCAGUGAAAUACUAAUGGAGUACUCAAAGCAAGUAAUGAAAGUGGGAAUUUUGUUGUUGGAGUUGAUAUCCGAGGCUCUAGGGUUGAAUCCAAAUCACUUGUACGACAUAGAUUGCGCAGAAGGAUUGUCUGUUUUAUGUCAUUACUAUCCACCAUGCCCGCAACCAGAACUAACUAUGGGAGUAACCGAGCAUGCUGACGUUGACUUUCUCACUAUACUUCUUCAAGAUCAAAUUGGCGGUCUUCAAAUUUUAAACAAUAAUCAAUGGAUUGAUGUAUUGCCUCGGCUAGAUGCCCUAGUAGUCAACAUUGGAGAUCUUCUACAGCUUAUAUCCAAUGAUAGAUUCAAAAGUGUUGUGCAUAGAGUUGUGUCAAGCCAUGUUGGUCCUAGAAUUUCUAUAGCAAGCUUCUUCAGCACUGGUAUGAUUCCAACCUCAAAACUUUAUGGUCCCAUCAAAGAGUUACUAUCAGAAAACAAUCCUCCAAUUUACAAGGAAACUACAGUCAUUGAAUGUGUUGGUUGUUUGAAUGCGAAAGGCCUCGGCGGCAAGGUUUCGGUCUUGGAUCAUUUUAAGCUUGACAAAACACAGAAAUGAUGAACAAGCAAGAGUGAAUGUAUCACUGUUGUUUGGAUAUUGAG
Cannabis sativa is the source of this 1285-nucleotide messenger RNA. RefSeq names its product 1-aminocyclopropane-1-carboxylate oxidase homolog 1-like. Bases 117 to 1241 code for a protein of 374 amino acids. NCBI's taxonomy places the organism in Eukaryota, Viridiplantae, Streptophyta, Magnoliopsida, Rosales, Cannabaceae. The record is from RefSeq and is a predicted model, not a curated record. The transcript has 3 exons.